AUGUCAACAGCCUCAGACAACACGUCCCCCAAAAACACGUCGUCGCACAGCAGCUCUUGCCCCUCAAAGUCAUCCCGGGCCCUGCAGGGCCAGCAAAGUGUUUUCCGAGUAACCCUGCACAAGCCUGGGACUGGACCUUCUGGUAGGGCCGUAAAAAACGUCUAUUAUGCUCGACGGGCCCAUCGGAAGUCUCGUGGUGGAUGCGCGAAGUGUAAGGAACGACGGAUCAAGUGUGACGAAACUAAACCACACUGUCUGCGAUGCCGCAAGCACGGCGUGGACUGUUUCUAUGAGCCACAGCCGGUCCACAAGCAUGACAAAGACAUUGUCACGUACUUAGUCGAGAAAGUGCCCAGUUUGGUGUCGCCAGACUCAAGCGCACAUUCGUUGUCACUAUCGGCAAUCUCAAAGAAGAUCAAUGAGCUGCUACAGCUCAACCCUAAGGAUGGGAAGCUGUCCGACAACCUUCGCUCACUGCAUCAUUUCCAUGAACAUACCAUGCCCACAGUUGACGACGGGAGCACCGAAGCUUUUCUCUGGAGUAGAACGAUUCAACUUGCACUUCAAUCCCCGUUCCUCAUGCACGGCAUCAUCGGGAUCGCUACAACGCAUCUCUGCCACAUCCUCCCGGAUAAAAGCGCCUACACAGCCGUCGAGGCAUACCACUGGCAAAAGGCCAUCAACCAGUACUCGCAAGAGAUCUCUCACGUCGGCUCUCACAACAUGGACCCUCUAUUCUCGGCCUGUUUCCUAAUGACCGUGCACUCAUUCCGACUCGAGACCUACAAUCCCCACAACUCUUUCGUCUUCUCCGACAACCCAAACGCCCUAAACUGGCUCCUGCUCCAGAGCGGCCUGCGCCACCUCCUCGGCCUCAGCCGCCGCUGGCUCGCCACCAGCAUCUACUUCGACAUGUUCAUGACAUCCCGCAACGAGAACCCGCUGUUCGACGACCACCGAACCGGUCGCGAAGGCCUGGACCCCGCGUUCGCCGACCUCUGCGACAUCAACGAGACCGACACCGAAGAGACGAAUCCCUACCACUGGCCAGUCCGGAUGCUCACCCCACUUCUGUCCGCAGAAAGGUCCACUCGCAGCUUCAGCAAAUACAUGAACUUCGUGGGCCGGCUGACGGGCCCGUUCUACGAUCGGGUGCUUGCGAAGGACCCGCCCGCUCUGCUCAUCUUGGCCUGGUGGCUGGGCAUGGUCGACUCAGCGCAUUUUUGGUGGAUGGAAACGAGGAUCAAGUCCGAGUGUGCCGCUAUCUGCAUGUAUCUUGAAUACAGCGAUGAUCCGCGUGUUCUGGUGCUGUUAGAGUUUCCGGCGCAGGUGAGCGGGUAUUUACUGCGUCAUGUGCAGGAGCGGAUGAUGAUGGUUAAAUUGAAUGGUAGAUCUUGA
Aspergillus affinis is the source of this 1398-nucleotide messenger RNA. Its product is annotated as Zn(II)2Cys6 transcription factor. The record is from RefSeq and is a predicted model, not a curated record. Gene Ontology annotation, molecular function: zinc ion binding; DNA-binding transcription activator activity, RNA polymerase II-specific. The transcript has 3 exons. Lineage: Eukaryota; Fungi; Ascomycota; Eurotiomycetes; Eurotiales; Aspergillaceae. Gene Ontology annotation, biological process: regulation of transcription by RNA polymerase II. Bases 1 to 1398 code for a protein of 465 amino acids.